Marchantia polymorpha subsp. ruderalis is the source of this 2257-nucleotide messenger RNA. The record is from the annotation of a GenBank genome assembly. NCBI's taxonomy places the organism in Eukaryota, Viridiplantae, Streptophyta, Marchantiopsida, Marchantiales, Marchantiaceae.
AAUGGCAGAGACGAAGGAUGCAAACACAGAACCUAAAAGCGGCACCAACAUUAAGAUUGCCGUCACCAACAGUCGGUAGGAAUCAAAUUCCCGGUUACCGAAAAUCUGCGUCUCAAGCUUUCGGACGCGAAGGGCAGGAGGAAGGGUUCGAAUGAAGCAAUCGUUUUUCGCCUACAGAACAGAAGCUCUGUUUCUCGCGCGGGCUUCGGGUCGUCAAUUGAACGAGCUCGAAUCAAUCGGGGUCGGCUUUGCUUUCAAAGUUUGAACAAGUGAGUCUCGUUUCGAUUUCCGUCCGAGGGCUUUCGCGAUGGCGAACAUAAGCGAGGCUGAUAUUUUCGACGAUGCCACGGACCAGCUCGCUGGAAUGACCACUGACGACGUUCUUCGUCACAGUCGGCUGCUCGACAAUGAAAUCCGCGUUCUUAAGGAGGAACUCCAGCGACUGACGCUAGAGCACGAAGCCACUCGGGAGAAAAUCAAAGAGAAUCAAGAGAAGAUAAAGCUCAACAAACAGUUGCCUUACCUGGUUGGGAACGUUGUUGAGAUAUUGGACGUCAGUCCCGAGGACGAAGCGGAGGAGGAUGGAGCAAAUGUAGAUCUAGAUUCUCAAAGAAAAGGGAAAUGUGUCGUGUUGAAAACUUCAACCCGUCAAACUAUUUUUCUACCUGUAGUUGGUCUAGUAGAUCCGGACAUUCUGAAGCCUGGAGAUUUAGUCGGUGUGAACAAGGACAGUUAUCUGAUCCUCGACACUCUCCCGUCAGAAUAUGACUCACGCGUGAAGGCAAUGGAAGUCGAUGAGAAGCCAACAGAGGAUUACAGUGAUAUUGGAGGCCUUGACAAGCAGAUUCAAGAACUUGUCGAGGCGAUUGUCCUUCCAAUGACCCAUAAGGAAAGGUUUGAAAACAUCGGUAUUAGGCCUCCCAAAGGUGUUCUUCUUUAUGGCCCUCCUGGGACCGGUAAAACCCUAAUGGCUCGAGCUUGCGCUGCCCAAACGAAUGCGACUUAUUUGAAGUUGGCCGGUCCCCAACUUGUCCAGAUGUUCAUCGGAGAUGGAGCUAAGCUGGUCAGAGAUGCUUUUCAACUAGCGAAAGAGAAGGCUCCCUGCAUUAUUUUUAUAGAUGAGGUGGAUGCUAUCGGUACCAAGCGUUUUGACAGUGAAGUGAGUGGUGAUCGAGAAGUACAGCGGACCAUGUUGGAGUUGUUGAAUCAACUUGAUGGUUUUAGUAGUGAUGAUCGAAUCAAGGUAAUUGCAGCAACAAAUCGUGCAGACAUUUUGGACCCUGCUCUUAUGCGUUCUGGUCGUCUUGAUCGUAAAAUAGAGUUCCCUCAUCCUACCGAAGAAGCCCGUGCUCGCAUCUUGCAGAUUCAUUCUAGGAAAAUGAACGUGAGACCGGACGUCAAUUUUGAGGAACUUGCACGAUCCACGGAUGACUUCAAUGGAGCACAGCUGAAGGCCGUGUGCAUCGAAGCAGGAAUGCUAGCCCUACGGCGGGAUGCCACUGAGGUCACUCAUGAGGACUUCAAUGAGGGAAUCAUCCAAGUUCAAGCGAAGAAGAAGGCUAGCUUGAACUAUUAUGCUUAGAGCAGUCUGAAAUGAUGUUGUAAUUGCAAUUGAAGGUUGAAUCGCAACGGCCAAGAACAGUUCAGCAUGAAGAAGGUUGAUUACUCGUCGCUGUCCUGUCUUCUGCAAUCAGUGUCGUCUCCUUUCGGCUGAAGACUACGCAAGAUAUGCGUACAAAUGCCUGGUCUGUUCUGGCUCGAAAUAUCUGCUGUAAUGUUUUCGGGGAUAUUUUUGCGGGUGACCGAAAGAGAGAAGGCUCAAGAAGAGUACAUUUAAGCUCCAUGUCCUAUUCCUAACUAUGUAAAUGAAGUUUAAGGUGAGGGGAACUUCACGCCAGAAAGUGUAGAACUUUGAUGUUUCAGGUCUUGUGGCUUGAAACUUUUGUGAAGAUCCUUCCGAAGGUGACAGAUAUCUCAUGGCGUCCUGAAGGUCGAAAGUACAUGUUAUGUUUCAUCUUUCUCCGGGAAGGCAGAAAAAGUUGGGAGCUCGAUUCCCUUCACCUUUUGAGAGUCAAAUAGGCACAUGAGUAAUUUAUCACAGAAAGGUGACCACGUUUUGAAUCCAGAAAUGUCUUUUGAACUAGUAUGUAUAUUGUAAAGUUGCCAUAUUGAUGGCUUUCACCAAUGUACACGACAAGAGAUAAAAGCUAAGUGUGGUUGCACGUAAGUAGCUGAUGAUAAGACCCAAUUAUUAUGA